This is a messenger RNA of Dracunculus medinensis (Guinea worm), 960 nucleotides long. Lineage: Eukaryota; Metazoa; Nematoda; Chromadorea; Rhabditida; Dracunculidae. The record is from the annotation of a GenBank genome assembly.
AUGUCGCUAUAUUUUCAUGGAACUAUAAAGAGUCAGCAAGAGUUUAAUGCGGAAAUUGCAGCCGAUUCGUUGGAAAAAGCUAUGAAAGGAAUCGGUUGUGAUAAAAAUAGGAUUGUUCAAAUACUAACACAUUGCAAUAAUGCACAAAGACAAAUGAUUAGAACUCCAUAUAAAACAAAAUAUGGAAAGGAUUUAAUGCAUGAAUUAAAAAAGGAGCUUCAUGGUGAUCUGGAAGAUGUUAUACUCGGUAUUAUGGAAACACCUACCAAAUACGAUGUUUUACAACUGCAUAAAGCAGUGAAGGGAAUUGGAACGAAAGAGAUUAUUCUAAUAGAAAUUUUGAGUUCACGUACAAAUGAAGAGAUAGCGGCGAUCCGGAAUCAAUAUCAAAUUGAUUAUGGAAAAUCCCUUGAAGACGAUGUGAUCGGUGAUACAAGUGGUGCUCUAAAAUGUCUACUUGUAUCAUUAAUUCAAGGAAACCGCGAUCAGAGUCAUUAUGUGGAUAAUCUCAAAGCCAAUCAGGAUGCAAAAAGACUUUACAAUGAUGGUGAGAAAAAAUUUGGCACAACUGAAUCCACUUUCAAUUCUAUUCUUGUUUCACAGAAUUUACGACAGCUUGAUAAAGUUUUCGAAGAAUAUGAAAAAAUUGCUGGUCAUAGUAUUGAAAAAGCAAUCGAAAAAGAAUUUAGUGGAAAUACGAAAAAUGCCUUUCUUGCGGUCGUUCAAUGUAUCCAAAGUAAGCCAAAAUAUUUUGCUAUUCAACUACACAAUGCGAUGAAGGGCCUUGGUACUCGCGACAAUGAUUUGAUUCGAAUAAUAGUGUCACGAUCAGAAAUUGAUCUUCAACUUAUCAAAGACGAAUUUCAACGUCUUUACGGCAAACCACUAGUGGAUUUUGUUAAAGCAGAAUGUUCUGGUGCUUAUCGCGAUGCUCUAGUUGAAUUAAUAAAAGGAAAUUAA